AUGACUGAGUCUGUACAUGACGGAUACAGAAUAAGUGCAACAGCCCUCAAGCCCCCUAGCACCUGUUUACCAGUUGUUGCCAGGCAUCAUGAAGCAGAAAGGGCUAACAAAGAAUGUUGUAAAAGGCGACCACGCUUUGAAAAAGAUGAACUUGAAAUACUUUGUCAUGAGGUAGGUCGGAGAAAAAUUACAUUACUUGGUAAAUUUAGUGAUAUUCUAUCUCUUGAGAAAAAGAAAAAGUCGUGGGGCGAAGUGACAAACAAGAUCAAUGCUGUCUCUCAGGUUACUCGUACAGUUGACGAAAUACGGCGAAAAUGGAAAGAUUGGUCAAGCUCUGUCAAGGGCCAUAAUAAGGUAAAAGGUAAAAACUUAUCCAAUCGUAAAACCCUGACAAUACACAGCAGGGCACUCGAAGAUAAAGCUAAUCUCCAAACCAAAACUGGUGGCGGUGUUGACACUUUGCCUGAUUUAAGUCUGUUGGAAGAGAAGGUAUUAGUUAUUCUGGGAAAAGUUGUAGUUUCUGGUUUACCUGAAGGGAUGGACACGCUGGGCAGUCCAAGUUCAGUGAGCCCGAGUCAGAAUUUUUCUGACAUAUACAAUGAAGAACCAAAAGAAUAUUCAAACUCGGACGACAGUGAAACAGUUUUUGCUGUCAGCACAUUAGAGACUUAUGAUACGCCAGGGAAUUCUGAUAGUGCGAAAGAAGACGGGAAGUCAACUAGUUUCGACAUUUUAUCCAUUGAAAAAGAAAGACUUCGCAUUGAGGGAGAAAGGUUAAACAUUGAAAAGUCACGUCUUGAUAUAGAAAAGUCGAGAGCUGAGAAAGAAGAAAAAGUUAUUGAACUUUUGACUAGAUUAGUUGGCCAGAGGGACGGUUCUCUAAACAACCAUUUUGCUGACCAAUUCACGGAAGCACAAACAUACACGUCUUUGUAA
Ruditapes philippinarum (Manila clam) is the source of this 936-nucleotide messenger RNA. RefSeq names its product myb-related transcription factor, partner of profilin-like. The coding region runs from base 1 to 936 and encodes 311 amino acids. The transcript is spliced from 5 exons. Gene Ontology annotation, cellular component: nucleus. The record is from RefSeq and is a predicted model, not a curated record. NCBI's taxonomy places the organism in Eukaryota, Metazoa, Mollusca, Bivalvia, Venerida, Veneridae.